This is a messenger RNA of Clupea harengus (Atlantic herring), 471 nucleotides long. It is a transcript of the gene gpx9, whose product is annotated as glutathione peroxidase 9. The record is from RefSeq and is a predicted model, not a curated record. Gene Ontology annotation, biological process: response to oxidative stress. Gene Ontology annotation, molecular function: glutathione peroxidase activity. The transcript is spliced from 5 exons. The coding region runs from base 1 to 471 and encodes 156 amino acids. Lineage: Eukaryota; Metazoa; Chordata; Actinopteri; Clupeiformes; Clupeidae.
AUGGAAGGGAAAUCGAUCUAUGAUUUCUCCAUGGACCCCCUGGAGGGUCAAACCUACCACAGACUGAAUGCACUAAUGGAUAUAUUUGGUGACCACAACUUCACUGUCCUUGGAUUCCCAUGUAAUCAGUUUGGUCUACAAUCCCCUGAGGUAAAUAACGAGACCCUUAACGUCCUGAAGUAUGUGAGACCUGGUGGAAGUUUUGUCCCUAAGUUCCCCAUAUUUGAAAAAAUUGAAGUUAAUGGGUUAAGUGAGGAACCUCUUUUCACCUAUCUAAAGGAAACAUUACCUUAUGUUAAUCCGGUCAUAGGAGACAUGAAGAAAUUUUACUGGUCUCCAAUAAAAGUCAAUGACAUUCGGUGGAACUUUGAGAAGUUCCUCAUCACAGCUAAUGGCCUGCCAUUCAAAAGGUAUGAGCUGCACAGUCCCAUGGAGGAGCUGGAAAAGGACAUAGCAGAGCUGCUGUGUUAA